AUGGCAAGAAGACAACCUACAAAACCUGUAAAUGAUUUGAUAAAAUUUUGGUCUGAACAAGAGGAAAAAAAAAAAGAACAAUCAAUAACAUCACCGAUAGCAAGAUCUCCUACACAUAGUAAAACUUUAUCUCCAAAUGCAUCUACUCCUCCUUCUCCUAGAUCAGAUUAUUUCUCUCAGCAGCAACAAAACCUACAUCAAUUAAACACCAAGUUAUCACCUACAACUUCUCCUCAUAAUAAAAACUCGCAUUUCAACAAAGAUAACAAAGAUGAUCUGGAUAAUAUCAAAUCAUCAUCAGAAAAUCCUCUUUCUAUAGUUCCACUUAAAUCUAUACCACCCGUACCGCCAAAAGGUUCUUACGGCUUGAGCACACUUGAACAAAAUCAGGCUUUACCUUUAUCUCCAACUAAAAAGGUUUCAAAUUUAGUAUCUCGUUUUGAAAAGGUUACUCCUCCUCCUACAUCUCCAACAGCAUUAUCACCAACAAAAAGAAAUUUCACGACUCCUGAACCAAUAUCAUCUCCUACUAGGCCAUCAACAUCACCACUUUCAUCAUCUUUUGAAUUUAAUUUGCCAGAGUCCAUAUUUACUUCAAUAUCAUCAAUUCCAACUGAAUCCAAAACUGUUUUAAAAUUAAAUGGUGAUAAUAGCAACAAUAACAAGAACAAUAAUGAUGGUUUACCAAUAUCAAUUAAAUCAAAAGAUUUGCAAAAUCCUAAAUAUAAAAGUUUACCUCCAUUAGGAAAGGCCUCUUCAACAUCUGCAACUAACGACCCAUCAUUGUCAUCAUCAAAUUUUGAUGAUGUUUUCAAUGAAAUCACGCCAUUUUCUUCGAUGAAAAAACGUACUUCAAUAAUACGUAAAAAUAUCCCAGAAAAUAUUUUUAUCAAUAAAGAUUUGUCAUCAAUCACAGAGUCCGGUUCAACAAAUUUACCAGAACAUAAACCUAUUUCACCAUUAAAGAUAGAUAUUUAUAAAAAUAAUAAAUUAUCGGCUCCACCACUACCAUACCAAAGCUCAUUUUUGUUGCCAACUGUAAAUAUUUUCGGCAAUGAAAGAGAUUCUUGGGGCAUUUUUAGUGAAGUUUCUUCAAAAUAUCCGAUGCACUCUGAUCAAGACUUGAAAACAUCCGAUUCAAAUCACAAAAAUCAACAACAUGAUAACCCUGAUCCAUAUAAGAGUCAUUCCCAAGAAAGUAACAAUCCCUUUUUGGAUAUGACAAACAAUGAAAAUCCUGAUAUCUAUAAAGUUGUAGUAGGUCCAAAACCAACUAAUAAAAGACAUUCUAUACCUACAACACAAGACACAAAUGCUUUUAUAAUGGAGAUGCAGGAAACCAAUAUGGCCAAAUCUGCUUCUGUGCAAAAUGAUGAUAGAACAGCAAAGAAUGGCACUUUUGUCAAACAUAUAAGUGGUACGAUCGAAUUAAUGCAAAAUCUUAGUAGAUUUUUAAAAUCUGACAAAGAUGAAAAGACUGACGAAGUUACUAGAUCUACAUUACCAACUUCACAAUUACCAUCAUCUAAACCACCCAAACCACCACCCAAACCAUACAAAAAGGAUGAUGAUAUUGCUUUAACAAUCGCUGUACGAAAAUCUGGAUCAUUUCAGACAAUCAAUUCAUCUUCUGGUAUUAGAUCUGUAAAGCGUAAUACUCUUAAACCAGUCAAAAUUCCAAAGUAUCCAUAUGGCACUAGAAUACCCGAAAGAAAUACUCUUUCACCUGCAAAUUCACUUAAAAAGAAACAGGCAAAAGAUAAAUCUUUCUUAAAAUAUCAAAAUCAUAAUUUACCAGAAUACGCUACCAAUAAAUCAAAAAUGUCUGUUCUUGUUCCUCAUAAUCUAUCUUCAACUGAGUACGGGAAAAUCAAUAAAUCAUUGCCAGACCUUACCGUUAAACAUCGUCAUGAUAAGUUCAAUAAAGUUUUUCGUAAAAAUAACAUGACUGUACCAGAUUUAACACGCCUCGAUACUUUUUCAAACGAUGAAAAGAAACCAGAUUUUACUAUGGCAAUAAUGACAGAUGCUGUGUUAGAUCCUGCAAAGAUCACAAAAUUUAGUAUAAAUCCUUUUGAUGAAUCAGAGUCGAAUCAACUAUUUAAACCUGGUGCUCCGUGGAUUCAUUUGCCUCAUCUCAACGAAUUCAUAAAGUCAUUACCAGUAACUAAAUUUUCAUCUCCAAAAGAUUUAAUGACAACUGAAGAAUAUGAGAAAUUUAUUGAGAAAGUUAAAAAAGGAAAGAAAGUUGAUAACUCCAUUUUUCCCCCAAUGAAUCAAAUUCCAGAAAAUGUUACCCUAGAUGAUCUCAAAAACAAUGCCAAAAAAUCGAAUAGAUUUAUUAAUCAGGGCCUGCAAAACGAUAUUAUAAGUAAUGCUAUUGAUGGCAUUCUCACCAUUGAAGGAUUCUCACUCGGAUCAAAUAUUAUGAGAUUUGAAAUUGUAAGAGAUUUCAUACAAUUUUUGGCAUUGGCUUUAUCAUUUACAAAUUCUGGAGUUUUGAGUGGCUGGUUACGUGUAAUUUUGAGCAUUAUACCUAAUUUGUUUGGCUUGAAUUUAUCUUUCGUGUUUGGUUACGGUUAUGCUUUCUUUUUAGUAUUUUGUGUUCUUACUUUUAUGGGUUUGUAUUGGUUCAAGCUAAUGACAAAAUAUGAUCCAAAUGCUGAUGUUGAGGGUCUGGAAUCAAGUCCUUGGAAUCUUAGACCAGAAUCUAAAAAACGUCAUAAUAUCGCAAUGAUAUUUCUUCUUACAACAUUGUACUUGCCUGUUUCUAAAUUGUCUAUUGAUGCAUUAGUCUGGGCCGAUACAUUCUGGGUUAUUCCAAAUCCAUAUUUAAAUUCAGAUGAUCCGGUUUUUGAAGACGUAGUGGGUAAUGGUGAUUCACUUCGUGAUUUAAAAGAUUUCUGUUAUGUUACUAGCAUGAAUAAAAAAGAUUUGAAUUUUUCACCAGUUAUAAUUGGUAUCGCACUGGUAACCAUUAGUUUUAUGACAUUUUGGUUCCCCGUUGCGCUCAAACGACUGGUUGAUAAGAAUGUUCCAAAAGUUGAUGCAUACACUGAAACGGGAGAAACAAGGAAAAACAAAGAUGAAGAAUUUAUAAAAUUAAUGGAUAAAGAUACAUGUCCUUACAAUUUUAUAUAUAAUGGAUAUAGUGAAAGAUGGACAAGUUAUAAAUCAUUUAUUAUGGCAAACAAAUUUUUUAGUUUAUUUUUAAUAUCUGUAAUCUCCAAAGAUAAUUGUCUUUUCCGAACUGUUGCGAGAACGAAUAUAGAGACUAUAAGACAAAGCUUGCAAAUAGUAUUGAUGGUUCUCUUGCUUUUGGUCCACUGGAAAAGCGAGCCUUUUAUUUACCGUUCACAAAACACGGGUGAAUAUUGGUCAAGGCUUAGUUAUGUGAUUACAACAGUCUUGGGAUUAUUUAAUAUCCUACAUAUUGGAUAUUUAACAACAAAUUAUAUUAUAAUUUUAGUUAUUGAUUGUAUAGUAACUUUAAUAGUUGUUUGGUAUGUUGUUAAGCAAACAAACAGAUUCCAAAAUUUCAUGAAAAUUAUGAAAAAGCAAUUAGAUUUUUCUUUGAACAUUUACAGUCCAAAAUUAGAUUUCUCAAAACACAUCAAAAGAAGAAUAUGGCAAGAGACAUGGACAACUUUACUUUUAACAGAUGAACAAUUUAAAAUGCCCGAGGGAAAACCUGUUGGAUUUUCUGAAAGUCCAUAUAGACCACCUUAUUUAUUAAAUUUUGGUGGUACUGUUGGAGAAAGACAUGCGGAAAAUUUGAAAAUCAUUAGACAAAUUGGUAUGAAAAAAUACGUUGAAUCAAUGGCACCAUUGCCAGCAUCAUUAAUAACGAUGAGAUCAAAAAUUUUUAAUCGUUUCGUUGGACCUGAUAUGUAUUAUUCACCAGAAUACAUGACAACCAAAAACAAAACAUGCUUUGGUAAGGCUUACGUAGUACCUUUUCCAUUUUCAGUAGUUAUGGUUUAUGAUGAAGAUGAGAAUGUCGUUGUGUUGACACAAGAAUGGGAAAUUAAAAGAUUUAUGCAACAAAAUGAAAGUAAAGAAAUUCAAAGACGUCGUUUAAUUAGACAAAAAAUUAGAGCUUUGGAGGGUAAAUUGAUUAUUGGACCAUGCCGUGAUAAGUCUGAUGUUUUUUCGCACGGUUCUGUUAAAAAUAUUCAAGAUAUGGAUUUCUUUGGAUUGCCAGAUGUUCAUUAUCAUCGUGGUUUGUUAUCUAUUCAAAGAAAUCAAAGAACUAAAUGGCAGGAUCAUAAUAUGAACCCUGGAUUCAUUGUUACCAUUACUUAUGCGAGUUCUAAUAGAUGGGAUGCUGAUGAUGUGGUAAAACAACCUAUAAAGGAACGUAUUGUUGGGCAUGAUGUUAUAGGAAUUACUGAUGAUUUCCAGAUGACACCUCAAUUAGAAAAACUUUUUAAUGAUAAUGAAGAUAUUCUUGAAACUAAUUUAGUUAGUGUUCAAAGUGUUAUGAAGAAAUAUCGAAAGUUUUAUCAUGAUGAGGCGAAAUGGAAAGAAGAUACACUUAGCUACGGAUUUUUUGUCAACGUUUAUGAUAAUCCUUCGAUACCACUAGAAGCAUUACCGGUAUUGUUGGUAUCAACCGAGAACAAUCACCUCGUACAAUCUAUUCCUGAAAGUGACUACCCAAGUUUAGUUUAUUUGUAUGAACGUAUGAGAAUCGUUAAUUUAUCAAGAGUUCAUCAAUGGUGGUACUUGUUUUGGGAAGACUUGUGGAGAAAAAAUAAUAAAGAGAUACCACAUUUAUCUAAAAAUCCACGGGAUUUUUCACCUGCAUAUAGUGUUAGUAUAUGUUACAAGCCAAUGACAAGAUUAGAGCUGGAAGAAUUUUUGGAAAAAAGAGGGUGUUGGCAAAAUGGUGGCAAAAAAGGAUUUUUGCAUUCUGGUGUUUUAAAUAGGAUAUAUUUGUAUUUAAACAAUGUUGUAUUUCACGGAAAGUCUAAAAAAGGUGGCGAGCCUAAAAAAUGGAGUAUAAUGAAAGGGGAUACAAUUGAUGAUAAUGAUAGUGAUUAUCAUUUAUUACAUAAUAGAGCUAAUAAAAAAUCAAUGAGAGAAAGAAUAUUAAUAAUGAAAGAUGUAAUGUUGAGAAGAAAAGAUAAUUUUCCAAAGACAAGACCUUUCUUUGUACUACAUGAAGAAGAAUCUCAGAGUGAUAGUGAUGGUGUUAACUCUGGAAGUGAUGAAGAAACAUGGUGGUAA
Entrophospora candida is the source of this 5232-nucleotide messenger RNA. The record is from the annotation of a GenBank genome assembly. NCBI's taxonomy places the organism in Eukaryota, Fungi, Glomeromycota, Glomeromycetes, Entrophosporales, Entrophosporaceae.